AUUUAAUCCGUGAAUAAUUUACACAGAAGAAUAAUAAUAAUAUCCAUCACAGCAGAAGCCUACCAUAGCAAGGGCUUCUCCACCCUUUCUCUCAGAGAGGGUUUGCAGGAAAUCUAUUAAAUGGCCGGAAUGCUGGCGUGGAAUCCUUCUCCUGUCUGUACAAUUAAAAGAAAUGACCAGCUCCACGCCGCGGGGAUUCGAACGCGGGACCUCCAGCACGCUCGCUGUUAUAAAACCCGAGUUAAAAUUGAUGCUGCCGGCCAUAAAUUCCGUCAAAGAUCUAGGCGGUUGGAAGACAAUGGAGACUCACCCUUUUCCUCAAGUUUCAAUGGAAUCAGGAAAAAAUCAAAGAUGUGGGUUAAGGAACCAUACUUUAUAUCCAAUUUCCAUGAGCCACAAAAGUAUCCUUCAUGUACUGGGAGGCCUAUUCAUCAUCACCAAGUUGUUCGGGGAAAAUCUCAAUGGAAUUCUUCAUUUAAAAAGUCUAAUUUUCUUGAUUGGCGGAUGCCAUUGAUGCGAUCUCAUUUCAGUUCUCCUCAUAUAUGCUCAACUAUAGUUCCAGCAGCAACAGUAGGUCCCGAUGAGCCACAUGUUGCAAGUACAGCAUGGCCUGAUGAUGGAUUGCUGGAGAAGCAAGGUCUGGAAUUUUGGGAGAAUGAAAUCAAAGGAGUUGAUUUGGAAGGAUUCUUAAUCUCUAAACUUCCAUCUCAUCCGAAGGUUUACCGGGGGCAACUUCAGAAUGGACUCCGAUAUGUUAUUCUCCCAAACAAAGUUCCUCCUAACAGAUUUGAGGCCCACAUGGAAAUCCAUGCUGGAUCUGUUGAUGAGGAUGAAGAUGAGCAGGGUAUCGCCCAUAUGAUUGAACAUGUUGCUUUUCUUGGAAGUAAAAAGCGUGAAAAACUUCUAGGGACAGGAGCUCGGUCAAAUGCUUAUACAGAUUUUCAUCAUACUGUUUUUCACGUUCAUUCACCUUUCAUGACUAAGGAUUCAGAUGGACCUUUGUUGCCUUUUGUGCUUGAUGCUUUGAAUGAAAUUGCUUUCCAGCCUAAAUUUCUUUCUUCUCGGGUUGAGAAAGAACGGCGAGCUGUUCUUUCUGAGCUCCAAAUGAUGAAUACCAUAGAAUACAGGGUUGACUGUCAGUUGUUGCAACAACUACAUUCAGAAAACAAGUUAGGGAGCAGAUUUCCGAUUGGAUUAGAGGAGCAAAUAAAAAAAUGGGAUGUAGAAGCAAUUAAAAGAUUCCAUGAACGUUGGUAUUUUCCUGCAAAUGCAACUCUAUAUAUUGUGGGCGAUAUAGAUAGUGUUCCGAAGACAGUUUAUCACAUUGAUGCUGUAUUUGGGCGAACCCCUUCUGGAAGUGAUUUCUCUGUAGCACAGCCACCGAAUGCAUUUGGUACAAUGGCAAGCUUUCUUGCACCCAAACUACCAAGUGCAUUAGCUGGUGCUGUUAUUGGUGAAACACCAGCUCCUUUAGGAGCACAACAGUCUAAACAGUUGAAAAAAGAAAGGCAUGCAGUAAGACCACCUGUCAAGCAUAAAUGGUCUUUACCUGGAGCUGGGCAGGAAUUCAAGAAGCCAUAUAUUUUUCAGCAUGAGUUGCUUCAAAAUUUUUCUAUCCAUUUAUUCUGCAAGAUCCCUGUGUCAAAGGUGCAAACAUAUGGUGAUUUGAGGGAUGUCUUGAUGAAAAGAAUUUUCCUUUCAACUUUGCAUUUCCGCAUCAACAGUAGAUAUAAGAGUUCCAAUCCUCCUUUUACUGCAAUUGAAUUAGACCACAGUGACUCAGGGAGGGAAGGUUGUACAGUAAGCACACUCACAGUGCAUGCAGAACCAAGGAAUUGGAAAGAUGCUGUGAAGGUUGCCGUUCAGGAGGUUCGGAGGCUGAAAGAGUUUGGGGUCACAAAAGGGGAGCUUACCAGAUACAUGAGCGCUCUUAUUAAGGAUAGUGAGCACUUGGCAGCAAUGAUAGAUAAUGUCCCAUCUGUUGAUAAUCUGGACUUUAUUAUGGAAAGUGAUGCAUUAGGCCAUACUGUAAUGGACCAAAAGCAAGGUCAUGAAAGUCUUCUUGCAGUUGCAGAAACAGUAACGCUUGAAGAUGUUAACUCUUCUGGAGCAAAAGUCUUGGAGUAUAUUGCUGAUUUUGGGAAACCUACUGCACCUCUUCCUGCAGCAAUUGUUGCUUGUGUACCAAAGACAGUGCAUCAAGACGGUAGUGGAGACGUUGAAUUUCAGAUAUUUCCAGAGGAGAUAACUACUGCUAUUAAUGAAGGUCUGAAAGGACCUAUAGAACCGGAGCCAGAGCUGGAGGUGCCUAAGGAACUCAUAUCAACAUCACAGCUGGAACAUUUAUGGUUACAACAGAAGCCAUCUUUUGUUCCAAUCGACAAGGAUAGUACUGUUGUGAAACUUGUUGAUAAGGACACAGGGAUAGUACAACGCCAACUUUCAAAUGGUGUUCGUAUAAAUUACAAGGUUUCCCAGAACGAAGCUAAAGGGGGUGUUCUGAGGCUAGUUGUCAGUGGGGGAAGAGCUAAAGAAACUCCUGAUGCCCGAGGUGCAGUUAUUGUAGGGGUUCGCACUCUCAGUGAAAGUGGAAGAGUUGAUGGAUUUUCAAGGGAACAGGUGGAAUUGUUCUGUGUCAACCACCUGAUUAACUGUGCUCUAGAAUCUACUGAGGAGUUUAUCUGUAUGGAGUUUCAUUUCAAUCUAAGAGAUGGUGGAAUGCGUGCUGCUUUUCAGCUGCUUCAUAUGGUGAUUGAGCAUAAUGUAUGGCUGGAAGAUGCAUUCGACAGGGCAACACAGCUUUACUUGUCACAUUAUCGUGCCAUGCCGAAAAGUCUAGAGCGAGCAACUGCUCAUCGACUUAUGCGUGCCAUGUUGAAAGGGGAUGAACGCUUUGUUGAACCAUCUCCACAAACAAUUCAGCAACUGAGCUUACCUGUUGUGAAGGAUGCUGUGGUGAAGCAGUUUGUAACUGAUAAUAUGGAGGUUAGCAUUGUUGGAGAUUUUACAGAGGAGGAUAUUGAAGGUUGUGUACUGGAUUAUUUGGGCACUGUAACAGCUCGUAAAAGUGACUUAAAAGAUGCUAAUGAAUUUCCUAUUACAUUUCAAGCUUCUCAUACAGACCUACAAAGCCAGCAGGUUUUCUUGAAGGAUACUGAUGAAAGAGCAUGUGCAUAUAUUGCUGGCCCAACUCCAAAUCGCUGGGGUUUUACUAUUGAUGGUCGUGAUUUAAAUGAUGUCAUUGAACCAGUUCCUAAUUCUCUGACAGAGGAACAGGCACGGGUACUUGCACCUAAUGAAAUGGAAGUGAUGAAAGAUGCUGAUGGAAAAUUGUUUUGGAAGAAAAAAAAUCGUCAUCAUCCCUUGUAUUGUUGUGUGACACUAACCCUUCUUGCAGAGAUAAUCAAUUCAAGGCUUUUUACAACUGUCCGAGAUUCUUUAGGCUUGACUUAUGAUGUUUCAUUUGAACUUAACCUUUAUGAUAGACUGAAGUUUGGAUGGUUUGUCAUUUCUGUAACUUCAACUCCAGCCAAGGUUUACAAAGCUGUGGAUGCAUGCAAAAAUGUUCUUAGAGGUCUACAAGGUAGUAGGAUAACUCAGAGAGAGUUGGAUAGGGCAAAAAGAACUUUGCUGAUGAGGCAUGAAUCUGAUAUUAAAUCAAAUCCUUAUUGGUUGGGACUGCUUACACACUUGCAAUCUUCUUCUGUUCCCAAGAAGGAUAUUUCAUGUAUCAGAGAUCUUGCUUCUUAUUAUGAAUUUACAACCAUAGAUGAUGUGUACCACACAUAUAGCUACUUGAAUGUGGAUGAUGAUUCAUUAUUCACCUGUAUUGGAGUAGCGGGAUCUCAAGUUGGCGAAGAUACAGCCGGGGUAGAAAUGGAGGAGGAAGGAGAUGAUGAUCAACAAGGCUUCAUACCACUUGGCCGAGGUUCAACUACUAUGACUCGUCCAACAACAUAAUGAGCUAUUUAGCGGAGGAACAGUUAAGGUUGUAACAAUUCUUCUGCCAUCAUCAUUUCAAGAAAAGUCUCUGUGUACAUGGGCUGUCAAAUAGUUUUAUCGGGAGAUUUUCAGGAAGAGGAUCUUGAAGAUUGAUGGAUAUUGCCAAACCCCCCAAAGUUCCAUGGCAGUUGGCUAAUGUCUUCAACAAAUGUCUCUCAGUUGAACUGGCAAAUUUAAUUUCAGUCCUACUUGGCUAAUAUAACUGCCACUGUAUUUGUAUCUUAUGUUCAUUUUCUCGCAUUAUUUUUUUGACCUGAUAUAGAAGAUUAAUUUUGACAAAAUUAUCAUUAGAUGAAAAAGUAUUAUAGUUCACCCAUUAUACUAGUUUCUUAAUUUUUAUUUAUAGAUAGACUGUGUUGGCGCAAAAAUUCCCAAGGUCCUAUUUUGUAAUGACAUAAUACAUGUCUAAACACCUAAUCUAGGUAUCCUCCAGCAGGUUCUCUUAUAGGCUUCAUGUAGUACUCAUAUCUGUUUGUUGUAUGUACGUGCCUGUUUGUUUGCUAAUAAGGCACAGAGAAAACAUUUGUAUCAUUAAGGUUCGAUAUACAAGAACUUGCCAGUGAUUGAGAUUCUAGAUGAGAAAAUAAAUAAAUCCUCGGGUAUAAGUUGUUUGUUUGUA
Molecule: messenger RNA, 4621 nt
Organism: Cryptomeria japonica (Japanese cedar)
Lineage: Eukaryota; Viridiplantae; Streptophyta; Pinopsida; Cupressales; Cupressaceae
Product: stromal processing peptidase, chloroplastic
Exons: 25
Coding region: 121-3960 (1279 amino acids)
Molecular function (GO): metal ion binding
Source: RefSeq, a predicted model, not a curated record